GUUGUUGUUUUGGUGCUCUGUUGUUGUUUGGUGCUCUGUGGGUGUUUUGGUGCUCUGUUGUUGUUGUUUUGGCACUCUGUGGAUGUUUUGGCGUUUUCAGUUGAGGCUGUGAUGAUGGCGUCUUGAUGUUUACCUGAUGGUGAUGAUGUCAUCAGUGGCGCAGCAAGACAUUUCCAGGCUCCAUGACAUUCGAGUUUCCAGGUCUGAGUGCGUGCAGAGUCAUCGCUGAUGUGCUGACUCACGGCUCAGCUGCUGUUAACCCCUCGCUGUCUGCUCAUGGCAUGCUGCGUUCAGGGGCCUCCCCUGGCAGGGGAAAGCAGUGACAUUAACCCUUUGUUUCCUGUGAGUCGCAGCCUUCCAUGUUUGAAGCCGGGGGCGAGGGAAGGUGUCUAGGUGAGAUGAGUGUGGGGGAAUCCCCAGCCAGGCUUUAAGGGACUCUUUUAAGGUGGAAUGAUGAGUUUGUUCGAUCCAUUUCCAGUCACUUUACUCUCACUUUGAUUUUUCCUCGCUGCCUCCACCCACUCGCCAUUUGCUCGCCAUCUACACGCCUGCUGCUUUCAGGUCAUGUCAGACAGACACUACAGCUGAGAAAACCUCUGACCUUCACACACUCUACUCACUGUUUAUUGUCUGUGUGGACCUGAACAUGGACCUGGACGUGAACGUGGACCUGAACAUGGACCUGGACCUGGUUCUGGUUCUGGUCCACAGUGAGACCUGAUCCUGGAGCGGUCCUUUACCCUUGGUGUUAAAGGUGACCUCACCGCCCGGCGUUCUUCUUCUGGAGGCGUUUUACGGUGGCUCUCACAAACAACUGAUCGACCUGCUGACGGAGAACAUUGACGGCUGCUCCGUCUUCACGCUGCCGGCCAAGAAAUGGCACUGGAGGGCAAGGACGGCGGCGCUGCACUUCAGCCAGACCGUCCCCACCUGCCCGUCUUACAGGUGAGACUCAGGGUUCUGUUCAGCAGCUCGGUCCUCAACCUGUGUGAGCUGGUGGCUCUGAGACCGGACCUGGCUCGUCUGAAGAAGGUUCUGUACUUCCAUGAGAACCAGCUGGUUUAUCCGGUCCGCAAAGAACAGGAGAGAGACUUCCAGUAUGGAUACAACCAGGUCCUCUCAUGCCUGGUGGCAGAUGUCGUGGUGUUUAACUCUGUCUUCAACAUGGAGUCCUUCUUGUCCUCCAUUUCCACCUUCAUGAAGAAGAUCCCAGACCACAGACCCAAAGACCUGGACCUGCUGAUCCGGCCUAAGUGUGUGGUCCUAUACUACCCGGUCCAGUUCCCUGAUGUCAGCAGGAUGCUACCUGAUCACAAACUCGUCCGCAGUCCUGGAGAGACGUCAGAUAACAUCACUACACCCCAGGACGAGUUGCCAUGGUGUGAGCAGGGUCCAUAUCAGUCCACCUCUGAACCCAGAACAGACCAGAGACCGCGAUGUGAGGCGGACCCUGAAAACCAGAUCAGACCUCUGCACAUUGUGUGGCCGCACCGCUGGGAGCAUGAUAAGAAUCCUGAGCUGUUCUUCAACACUCUGAUCAAACUGAAGGAACAACGCCUCAACUUUCACCUGUCGGUGCUCGGAGAGACGUUCACUGACCCUCCAGAGAUCUUCUCCAAGGCUCGUCGUCUGUUGGACUCUCACAUCCUGAACUGGGGCUUCCUGUCCAGCAAACAGGACUACGUGAAGGUGCUGUGUCAGGCCGACGUGGUCGUCUCCACCGCCAAGCACGAGUUCUUCGGGGUUGCCAUGUUAGAGGCCGUUCACUGUGGAUGUUAUCCUCUGUGUCCAAAGGCUCUCGUCUAUCCUGAAAUCUUCCCAGCGGCGUACCUGUACUCGACACCUGAGCAGCUCUGUAAACGCCUUCAGGCGCUCUGCAGGAGGCCUGACAUCACCCGCAGACACGUUGUCAAGGUCGACACCUCCUCCUUCUCCUGGGCAUCUCUUAAGGAGCGCUUUGAGACUCUGCUGGCGGCACACAGUCCCUGAACGCACCAUGGAGCCCGGGCCCAUUAGUGCGGGCUGGUUCUGCCAGGCCGGCGUCAUGCCUGACUCAGUGCCACGUCCCACAGAAAGAGCCCGACUCAGACACCUCUGAGCCCAAAUCAAAGGCAGGCCGGGCCGGAGACACCGAGUCUGGACCUGUAAACGUCCCCGUCCUCUUUAUGUGUGUGGUUGAGGUGGAGGAAGAGGAGGAGAAGGAGGAGGAGGUGGAGGAGGAGGAUGUUUUUUUUAUCCUUUGUGCUGCUGAAUGUCUGUUCACCACAGAGACUGAGUGGCAGCCAGGCUGAUGUCUGAGUCUGCAGCUCCACCAGAACCAGAACCAGGUCCACGUCCAGAACGAAGUGGAUCUGUAGACCUGCUGCACUGUACUCAGAGUUUGAUCUGAUCAUAAAUAAAAGAUUUAAUGAAACCAAA
Larimichthys crocea (large yellow croaker) is the source of this 2418-nucleotide messenger RNA. RefSeq names its product glycosyltransferase-like domain containing 1 (gene qtman). The record is from RefSeq and is a predicted model, not a curated record. The transcript has 11 exons. NCBI's taxonomy places the organism in Eukaryota, Metazoa, Chordata, Actinopteri, Sciaenidae. The coding region runs from base 877 to 1989 and encodes 370 amino acids. Gene Ontology annotation, molecular function: glycosyltransferase activity.